This is a messenger RNA of Halteromyces radiatus, 502 nucleotides long. RefSeq lists its product as uncharacterized. Gene Ontology annotation, biological process: transmembrane transport. The record is from RefSeq and is a predicted model, not a curated record. Gene Ontology annotation, cellular component: membrane. Gene Ontology annotation, molecular function: transmembrane transporter activity. The transcript is spliced from 2 exons. Lineage: Eukaryota; Fungi; Mucoromycota; Mucoromycetes; Mucorales; Cunninghamellaceae. The coding region runs from base 110 to 502 and encodes 130 amino acids.
AAUCACUUAUUUUCCUCUUUUCCUCUUUUUCUUCAUUUUUAUUUUGUUCUAUUAUUGUGAUUAUACUCUUGAUUGAUUCUAAAUAAAACUAUUAAAAAAAAAAAACUCGAUGAAUGGUGAUCAAGUAGACAAGUUAAAGAACGCUUCUGACAAGCCUGAUAUUUCACAUAUUGAGCAAUCUGGUGCAGAGUUAGACCGUGAUGCUCAAAAAUUAAAAGAUCUUGGAUACAAGCAAGAAUUUAAGCGUAGUUUUGGUUUUCUCAUUCAAAUCGCAUUCCCUUUUACAGCAGUGGCUGUUUUACCAAAUUGGCUUGUUGGUUUUGGCCCAAGCCUAGCAGCUGGUGGUCCUUCUUCUUUAUUUUGGGGUUGGUUAGUUACUGUCCCUUUUGUUUUAUGUAACUGUCUUUCGCUAGCUGAGAUGUUCUCUGCUUAUCCGUUGAGUGGGAGCAUUUAUAGCUGGGGAUAUCUUCUUAGUAACAAAAAAUGGGGUCCAUGUAAGUGA